GGGCUGCAGUCCCUAGCUUUUGUGGGAUUCUUGCCGUGAUGCCUAGCAGUCAGACUGUUGGGAAGCUCGGCGCCGCUGUGUAUGGAAGGACCCCGGGGAAGAUGGCGGAGCGGGAGCGGCUGGAGCGCCAGUCUCUUGGAGCGUUGCUCGGGGGCUACAGUAAGCUGAUGGACAAAUGCGACCUGCAGGCAGCUCUGACUGACAAACUUCAGGGUGAAAAAUGUGACCAGCAGACUACCAGACCAGCCCUGCAAAGGACGCAGAAUGAAAUGUUGCUGCAAAAAGGCACCCAGACCUGGAUCCAGCAACAGGAUGAAUUGAUGGAGUUCCACAAAAAUCGUGGAGAUCUCACACAAAGCAUGAUCGAACUCAAUAGCAGACUACAGCAAAAAGAUAGAGAAAUCUUGACCAACGAGACAAAAAUGGUGGAGUACCACAAACGAAUAAAGAGGCUGGAGGUGGAGUGUCAGGAGCUGCGGACUAACCUGCAGGACUUGGAGCGAGCCAAUCACACACUGAAGAAUGAAUACAACGCUCUCCACAUCACCUUCAGCACCCUUGAAGAACGACUGCAGAAGAUGGCCGUUGAGAACCAUGAGCUAAUCACACGAUGGUUGAGUGAGAAAACACAGGGCACCAACAGACUGAAUACAGAGAAUGAAAAGGAUUCCAGACCAUUUAUUGUCCUGGGAGGAAUAGGAAGCUUGCCUGUGAUACCCACGAAUCACAAGCGCACGGACCUGCCGCUUGCUGAGAAGGUGAAGGUUGUCGCAGCUUUGCAAGGCCCGAAAGCUUCCUAUGCCUCGGUGGCCAAGAUGUUCAACAUCUCCAAGAGCCAGGUGGGACGCAUCAGCCAGAACAGGGAGAGGAUCCUGGAAGAAUGGCGACAGAAUGCCAAUCCCAACCGCAAGAGGAAGAGGAAAGGGAAGGACAUUGAGGUGGAAGACGCUCUUCUCUUGUGGUUCCAGCAUGCUGUAGCUGAAGGAGUCCGCAUCUCCGGCCCCAUGCUAAAGACAAAAGCAAAGGAGUUUGCGGAGGAGCUGCGUCAUGAUGACUUUGAGCCAACUGACGGGUGGCUGUCGCGAUGGAAGGCACGGAACAACAUUGUCUUUAAGAAGGACUCCAACGAGCAGCAUGACUGUGAAAGCUCUGUGGCAUGUGGACAGACUCCUGACAAACCUGAGGUCGAGGCCAGAGUCACCGAUAUUGGCCAUAAUGUGACCUUGCUCGAUGCAAUCCAAAUGCUAUAUCGGGCAUAUGGAAACAUGGAGCAGACCCCCUGCGCUGACCCACACCAUGGAGACCAGUUGAAAAAGCAUGCAAUCUGCCUGGGUCCCGGAUUUCCUGGGGGCGAUCUGGGUUCGGCUAAUUCCUGUCCCCAAUUGCUCCCAGCAAAACAGGAGGUGCUGUCUGGCCUGCAGCCCAAAUCUGAGGACAGUUGUGUGACAUCUAAGAGGCCUCGCCUGGAGGCCAAAGUGCAAGAGCGUGGGGUUGACGGAACGUCAUCGAGCUUAGCCACUGGCAUCACCAACAAUGAGGUGCUAGAGUGUGUGAGCAAGCUGGGAAACUGGCUUCAGCUGCAAGGACCGUCAGGAAUUUACGAGCCAAUGCUUUGCAUGCUACGGGACAUGCAAACUGCAGUGGCAACUUUCCUGAGGUAGACAUUGGGGUUUUGUUGGAGAUGCAGAAGAAGUUUUUAAAAAAGUGCUGGAUUGUCAGAAAUGAAACUGAAAAUUGCUGAAAUUGUUAAGGUUACCCGCUGAUGGGACCUUUCUUGGAACUUGUAAAACAACAGGCCAAGAGAGCAGGGUCCUGCAAAGGUGUUUCAUUUCUGAUGGGUGGCUGUGCCUUCAGAUGCCAAGGUCUCAAGCUCUUUCUCUGGACCUUCUGUCUCUGUCUCUUCUAUUUAAGACAUUUCUUAAUACCUACCUCUUUGAUUGCCACCCAUUUUAAUACCCCCUACCUCUUUAUGUGACUUGGCAUUAAAUUUGUUUGGUUAGUCUCCUGUGAACCAUCUUGGGACCUUAUACUACUUUAAUGACUCUCUACAAGUGAAAAUUGUUGUUGUUUGAUCCCAGUCAUAACAUCAACAUCUGAAAGAUACUUCACUGAUCUGUCGAGCAUCUCUAGUGCUUUUCUGUUUUCUGACUGUACUGAUUUCUCAAAUAUCUUUAUAUAUUUAUCUGAGACAUAUUGUAUACUGAACAGCAGUCAGAAUAUUAAAAAAAAGUUGUACUAUUUAGAAAACAAAACUCUGAUAAUUUAUUUAGAGAAGCCUUUUUUAUAUUUACAAUAAUAAAAAAGUAACUGAGUCCAGUGGAGGCUACAUUUUAGUAUUUAGUACAACUGAAUCAGUAAGUUGACUGGGUUUAAUGUUUGUAAGGGCGUAAAAGAGAUGAUCAAUUCAGUACCAAAGACUGUAUAGUGCGUGUUAACUGCCAGAUAUUAUACUGAAUUUGAAAGCACCACAACUGCAGCUUAAAUGGAUCAGUCCACCGUUACAAGGGCUGAGACAUUGACAGUAUUAUACCAGAGUGUGCUGUGGGGUUGUGUUCAAUAACGACCGAGGUCAGUGAUUGGUGAAAAUAGCCUCUUUAUUGAGCCAUCUGCAGUAGCACAUUUCGAAGUGGUGAUGGAACCUAAAAUACAGUUUUACUGUAGCCUGUUUUAUACAGUUUUUACAUACAUUAAAAUGUUAGCAUUAUGGUGUCACAUAGUUGUAUCUAUUGUACGCAAGUUUGCCUGACAUCUGUCCUGGGGAAACAGGAGAUGGUUUAUGCCCUUGCUAAAUACUGCCUGUUACUCCUGGUGGGAUUAGAAAGUCUGUCCAGUCUGAGUUUGCAUAAUUAAGAAGUGUAGGUCCUUUUGUCUUUAAAGUUAGUAAUGUCAGUAAAAAUAUUACACCUAUAUGCUCUAAAUAAGUGAGAAACUAUACGUGUUCAGAAUAAUAGUAUACAGGAUAUUAAACUGUUCUCCCGCAGCUGAGUUGUGAGAUUUCAUUUACUAUUGCUGGUUUUGACAGCUCUUACUCAUUAAGUGGCCCUAUUUAAUGUGUAUUUAA
Molecule: messenger RNA, 3061 nt
Organism: Rhincodon typus (whale shark)
Lineage: Eukaryota; Metazoa; Chordata; Chondrichthyes; Orectolobiformes; Rhincodontidae
Exons: 6
Coding region: 39-1661 (540 amino acids)
Biological process (GO): autophagosome assembly; negative stranded viral RNA replication
Cellular component (GO): autophagosome membrane
Molecular function (GO): DNA binding
Source: RefSeq, a predicted model, not a curated record